Molecule: messenger RNA, 1079 nt
Organism: Owenia fusiformis
Lineage: Eukaryota; Metazoa; Annelida; Polychaeta; Sabellida; Oweniidae
Source: the annotation of a GenBank genome assembly
CAAAAUGUCAGCGCCCAUGUUUGAAAAUUUCAGAAAAGAAUCUGUUUUGUUAUUUGAGGACUAGAUCUGUCGAACGAUCGAAGAAUUGUGUCAUUGGAUAAUGGUUAUAUAGGAUGGCAUCUAAUGAAAGCGACGAAGAUGAUUAUAUGUCUGACGCUUUCCUGACAAAAUGUGAGGAUGUUCGACCUGGUUUAGUUCAUUCUAAAAAGACGUCCAGACAAAAUGAAAUUGAAAAGAAACAGAAGGAAAAGCAAAAAUUUAUAAAAGAAACUUAUAAACCAAAGAAAGUCCUUGAACAUGAGAAAAGAGAGGAGGGACUCAACAGUGCAAUAAGCUCAGAGAAUAAGGGGUUUGCUCUCUUACAGAAAAUGGGAUACAAACCUGGACAAGCCAUUGGCAAACAAGGCCAAGGUAGAACAGAACCAGUCCCAGUAGUGUUAAAGCUAGAUGGUAGAGGGGGUCUCGGUAAAGUUGCAGAUCAAAAACGACGACAAGAAGCUGUAGACAAAUUCCGUUCUCACCUUCAACAGAAACGACAAAAAAUGAAUGAGCAACUGAAAACAGACUUUGUAAAUACUAUGAGUAGUAGAAAGAAAGCUGCAAAUAUUGAAAGAGAUUUAUAUAAAAGUCAGAAAGUGUGCCAUCAUCUGGAUAGUGAUCAGAACUUAGAAUCUCCAAAAGAACUUUAUUUCUGGCCCAAGCAAGUCUUUCAAACAAAUCAAGAUGAAGAGGAGGAAACAGAUGAGGAAACAGAUGAGGAAAAUGAAGAGGAUACUUUAGAGUCAUGGGAAAAGCUUGAGGUUCUGACGAACUACCUGAGAACUCAGCAUAUCUACUGUGUAUGGUGUGGCACUCGCUUUGAAGAUAGUUCCGAUCUGGCACAGAAUUGUCCUGGUAGCACAUCAGAAGAUCAUGAUGAAUGAGAACACUGAUAUGACAUCUGGUUCCACAGAUCGUUCAAGUUAGACAUCUCAACUAUGAAACCUACGAAUAUGGUUGGUGUUAGAAUGCAGACAGUGUAUAGAUCAGGGAUGACAAACAGGGUGGUCCAUUGACAUUCUAAGGGACCUCUAUGCUCU